CCGGAUUGGUAGAGUUCAGCGCCAAACUGACUCAUAACCGGGCGCGCUCUCCCUCCCGUCUCUUCGCGGCGCGGAGCUGUCCAUGAUCCAGUGGUGCUGAAACCGUCGAAGACUCGUUUUUAACCCCCCAUCCUCAUCCCCCCCCCCCCAUCACGGUUUGAUUGCACCCAUAGAGCCUUUUUAGAGUCUUCUUCUUGUUUUUAUCUGUGAAAGUUACACGCGCUUCUGUUUUUAGCGUCACUUGGCGGAUUUCCAUCCGCGGUCCGCUCUACCCGAAGAGCGUAUCGCCUCCAACUCCUCGGCCGAUCCCACCCCAAAAGAAUUCAGAGGAAUCUCCGAGAGGCGCUACCAUGGCUUUCAUGGUGAAACACGUGGUGGGGGGGCAGCUGAAGAACCUGACGGGCGGACUGACGGAGGAGAAACCCGAAGCGGAGAAGACGGACGCGGCCGCGAAGGGGAUGACUCAAGAGGAAUUCGAACAGUACCAGCAACAGUUAGAGGAGGAAAAACAAGAACGAGAAGCAGACUUUGCCCAGAAGAAAGCGGAGAGAGCCACCGUUCGAAGCCACUUCCGGGACAAGUACAGACUGCCAAAGAACGAGCUGGACGAGACCCAGAUCCAGCAGGCGGGGGACGACGUGGUGCUGCCCACGGAGCUGGCCAAGAUGAUCGCCGAGGACAACCAGGAGGAGACGCACAAGCAGUCGGUGCUGGGCCAGCUGACCAACAUCCAGAACGUGGACAUGGACCAGCUGAAGGACAAAGCCCAGGCAACGCUGGAAGACCUCAAAAAGCAGACGGAGAACUGCAGUCUCAUGUGAUGCGUCCAAACUCUCAAAUCCCGGGGGAUUAGAGUUUUAGUUGGGCAAAUAUUUUUCAAAGGCAGAGCUGCUCUGAAGGUUCUUAUUGCUUUAAGGGGAGUGUCAGUCGGCAGAGCCUAGACGGGGACCCUGGAGAAGAGGAAGGGGUUUGUCUUAUUAGUUCAGUUAGCUUUCCUGUUGACCUUCACACAUCCUCAAAGAAACAAAUGAGUUUUUCUCAAAAUUAGCCAACCCGCACUCUUAAAGAUUUAUUUGGCUCUUCCCAUUGAGAUUUAACCGAUGAGAUUAAUUCUGCCUUUCGAGCAACUCCUCCUCUGAGAAAUAUGAAUCCAUUAAAUGCUUUGCUCCCUUCAUUCCCCAACCUUCCCCUCGCACUCCGUACGUCACGUGUCCAGUGAUAACACAAUGGGAAUCUGCAGGUGUGUGUGUGUGUGUGUGUGUGUGUGAUGCACACUCACGUGAGGAGGCCAUGUAUGUGUUGUGUUGAAUUGAAUUUGCGGUAAAGUCUUGUGGGCUUGUUUGUGUUCCCCUUACAAAAGCACAAAAUCAUUUAGGAGCAACAACUGAGGCUGUUUUUGUCAUGAGUAGCUCACUGAUUUUAAUUCUAAUAUUUUCUGAGAGCUAUGCUUAUAACUUUUAUUCAUUUUAAAGUAUUUUUUUUACUUUAGUGUGUCUUGGAAAUCUGUGCAAGGUUAUUUUCUCCAGAGCUCAGACAUCUAUAAGCUACUUUAAGGGCCUGCUCGUUUUUUUGCAGUUGAUUUUUUUACUUUUGCUUCUAUGAAGAGCAGCAAAUAAUUUAUGAGCAAUCAGGAACUGUGUGCUGCAUUUUUGAUGUUGUAUUUAAAUUCACAGUUACAAUUACUGUCCUUCCAAUACUGAAUUUAGCAUCAACUACAAGGGGAGUAAAUAUGUGUUUGUGCUGCAUCCAAAAGUUAAAGGAACAAUUCACCUCAAAAUAUAAAAUCACAUAUUUGGUGUGAUGUCUGUUGAUUUAAUUUUUUUUUUUUUGGGAUAUCUCAACAACUCAUCCAGAAACAAUCCAGGCUGAAAAAUAACGCCACUGGAAAUAGUCAAAGUGUGCAUUUUUGAUAUUCAGGUGAACUGUCCUUUUAAAAAAAAGGGGGGGGGAGCUGUUCAGAUGAGAGACAUGUAAACGCUUUAGAAGUCUUAUGCCAAAAUAUACUAAAAGUAUUGAAAAUACUUUGUCCAACAUCAAAGAAAAUGGCCCCAAAUAUGUCAAACAUGUGUAACUGUGGCGUGAGUAUAAAUCCACAUACAAGUAUCCAUGUUGUGUGAGUGUAAAAGGUGUCCGCUCUGCGCCGUGUUGACCUUUUGACCCCAUCCCAGUGGUGCCGUGUUGUGUGCUGGUGGAUUCGUGUUGUUUAGCCAGUGUGAUGCGUCCAGUGGUGUCUUCUGUAACUCGCUAUUCUGUCUUUGUUGGUUUCUAGCCAAACGUGAGCCAAUCAAAGAGAGAGAGGGGGGGGGGUGUUGUUGAUGUUGUGCUACAGCCACGUAAGCUACAUUUUUGACAGUGUUUGAUUUUUAAUGUAGCCGUGGUGGCGGUGGCAAUGCCAGCUUCGACGUCAGCACCUUUCAGGUGCUUUGUAGGUUGCACGAAUUUUGCAUCUUGAGAGGGAUCUUUUUAAUUUAAAGGAGUUAUGGGCAACAAAAGGUGUUUGUGCUGAUGUUUGUGCUGCUGAGGCCAAUCAUUUGCUGUCGCGUGAGAGGUGAACAAUAUAUUCGUAACAUUUCAAUAAAAUAGGAUGGUGGAAUAAUUGCAAUAACUUCCUUUUAUAACCGAGCUACUAGAAUCGUGAGACUAAUAUCGAUAGAUGGAACAGAAGCCAUAGAGAAAACCGUUUUGCUUUGUGUGUGUGUGACUUGAAAUAAUAAUUCAGUAAUAAUAAUAAUAUACAAAUGUAAUUUUCUGUGUGUUGUCAUCUUGUGGAAAUGUUAUUUUUUUCAGGAAAUGGCUGCCAUGACACGCAGUUGUGUCUCGUUGUUUGUUUGACAGUACCUCUAUCAUUCUGUCCCUGAAAGCAUUUCCGUGAUUUGCUUUUGUUUUGACGGCAAUAAACAGAUUUUUAGAAUUAUGA
Messenger RNA from Gasterosteus aculeatus aculeatus (three-spined stickleback), 2917 nucleotides. It is a transcript of the gene cplx3b, whose product is annotated as complexin 3b. Lineage: Eukaryota; Metazoa; Chordata; Actinopteri; Perciformes; Gasterosteidae. Gene Ontology annotation, molecular function: syntaxin binding. Gene Ontology annotation, biological process: neurotransmitter transport; regulation of neurotransmitter secretion; synaptic vesicle exocytosis. Gene Ontology annotation, cellular component: SNARE complex; terminal bouton. The record is from RefSeq and is a predicted model, not a curated record.